GGCCGCCUCGCCGUCCGCCGGGCCGGUAUCCAAGGCGGGCCGGGAGAGCGGCCCUUAGCAACGGGCCGGGAUCGGCCCCCGGCGCCAUGGCAGCAGCCGCCGCCGCCGCAGCCCCCACCGUCUUCCUGCUGAUGGUGAACGGGCAGAUCGAGAGCGCCCAGUUCCCAGCGUUUGACGAUCUCUACUGCAAGUACUGCUUCGUCUACGGCCACGACUGGGCCCCCACCACGGGUUUGGAAGAGGGAAUAUCUCAGAUCACCUCUAAAAACAGAGAUGCACAGCAAGCCCUUGUGUGGAAUUUUCCAAUUGACAUCACCUUUAAAAGUACUAACCCCUCUGGCUGGCCACAAAUAGUGGUAAGUGUCUAUGGACCUGAUCUUUUUGGAAAUGAUGUCGUCCGAGGUUAUGGAGCUGUUCAUGUUCCGUUCACACCUGGAAGUCAUAGAAGAACCAUUCCUAUGUUUGUUCCAGAAUCCACAUCUAAGCUGCAAAAAAUUACAAGUUGGCUUAUAGGAAGACAUCCAGAGUUCACUGACCCAAAAGUGGUAGCGCAGGGAGAAGGCCGAGAAGUGAUCACGGUGCGAUCCCAAGGCUUUGUGACCAUUUCCUUCAAUGUGGUGACUAAAGACAUGAAGAAACUGGGCUAUGACGUAAGCCCAUCAGACAUGCAGAACCCUUCAGUGGUGUCUCUUACAGAUGGGAUUCAUAACCAUUGAAAAUCUCCCCUCUGCCCUCCCCAAUCAUUUAAAGGCACACGUGGGAGGCGAGCACCAUACUUGUACUGAUUUUCUAUUUUUAUAUGACAGCUCAAGCCAUAAGGUGUGUUGCAAAAUACCUUUCUAUCAUAACCUUUUGUACAUUUUUUUAGUUAAUGAAUAGCCAGUUUACAUUUGUUUUUAAAAAAAUGGUUUAAUGUAUUCCAAACAUCAGUGCAGGCCUAAAAUUGUUUACGAAUGGUAUUGAAGUGGUAGUGGGAAAUUCAGAUAGCAAUACCGUCCAAAAGGAAGGGAAUCGGAGACUAUUUCAGUGGCACAUUCAUGCACGUUCUUCUGCGAAAGCAACAAAAAAGUGGUUUGUUUUAGGGGGAGGGGGAAAUUCACAGAGAGUUAAGUGUUUAAUAUCCCCUUGCUUUAUGCAUUUACCUCUCAUUGGCACAUUGAGAUUUAAGUGCAGCUGUUGAGGGAGAAAUAGAUCUCAGUGUGAGGAUCUGGAAAAGAGCACACAGCCUGAGUAAACAGGACGUGCACUCAGCCAUAAGCAAUGGGGAAUCCGCUGGCCCACCUUGUUACAGAUCCCCUCUGCUGUACGGGAUUGCCAGGAGUAGCAGUCAGGGCCACCUCUUCCUGGUUAUGCAACUACUCUGAAACCUUUCUGGAAUUUGUGCAUUUUCUUUGUUACUGCUGAAGGUACUUCUCCCCUUGUCCUCUUAGCCCAGCUCUUCCAUUUGCUUCAUUCCACAGUAAGCUAAAGUAAUAACUCUGUGAUGAUGGCAAUGAAAUGAGUGUGCUAUCACAAAUCCAGCGUUCUAAUGACCGUCCAGGAUAGGCUGUGAGGCAGGUAAUUGUUUAUAUGGGUGCUAUGCCAUGGCUUUCAGUAACCAACAAACAUGGUAAGGAAAAUAACGUGCUGAAUUUCAAGUUUGAUUCAUGAAGGUUUUCCUCACUGUUUGUAUAACCUUAGAAAUUGUCAUCAUGUUGUUUCUUGUUACAGUACAUGGCAACAGCUCCAAAGCUAACACACUAUUCUCAGCAGGCUGCAGUUUGAGGGUACUUCAUUCCGAGGAUAUGUCUACACUGCAAUAAAAGAGCAGUGGGCAAGGCCGCAGCUGGCCUAGGUCAGCUGACUUGUGCUGCGGGUCUAUAAGGUUGCUGCGUAGAUGUUUGGGCUCAGGCUGGAGUCCUGGUUCUGAGACCCUGCAAGGGGGUUGGGUCUCAAAGCCCAGGUGCCAGACCGAGCCCAAACAUCUACGCUGCCAAUGUUAGCCCUGCAGCCCAAGCCUGAGUCAGCUGACCCGGCCGCUGAGACUCAGUGCCGUGGGUUUUUUACUGCAGUGUAGACGUACCCUGAAUGUCCUCCCUUCCCUGACCUUUCACGUGACUGUCCGCUAAGCUGAUACUGGAGCUCUGCAUUUGGAUUGAAUAAACCCAAAUAGCUAAAUAUUUAUCUUUUGUGUGCUUUUUUUUCCUUAAGGGAACCAUUUAUUAGCCCAAAGUAACACAAGCUCUAGUCUUCUUAUGAUCUUUCCACCAUCCUUUGUGUCCAAACUACAGAACUUAAAUCCAUAGCGAGACGUGAUUAUUUAGUCAAUUUGAGAGACUAUAUUUGGGUACAUGGCUUGCAAAUUUUGACUUCAAAUACCAUGAGAAGACCAGACUUAAUAUUAUUUCACCCUAUUUAUAAGUCACUGAAACAUUAAAAAGCCUUUGGAAAAACAAGCACAAAGAAAAACAAAUUUUGAACCACUGCACAUCCACAGUAAUAUUAAAUAAAGCGUGCUAUUUAUAGUACUAGAAUUCCUUAUGCACGUAAACCUGUACACUAUGAACACUGUGUUUUGUAAAUAUAAAUGAUGAAGAUCUUGUAAAGCACCUUGGAAUUUUGCUCUGUUCCUUAAUCAUUUUGUACUUUUAUAAAUGAUUUUACAAAUG
Messenger RNA from Chrysemys picta bellii (western painted turtle), 2648 nucleotides. RefSeq names its product B9 domain containing 1 (gene B9D1). Gene Ontology annotation, cellular component: MKS complex. The record is from RefSeq and is a predicted model, not a curated record. Gene Ontology annotation, biological process: cilium assembly. Lineage: Eukaryota; Metazoa; Chordata; Testudines; Emydidae.